Dioscorea cayenensis subsp. rotundata (Guinea yam) is the source of this 1579-nucleotide messenger RNA. RefSeq names its product UDP-glucose flavonoid 3-O-glucosyltransferase 7-like. The record is from RefSeq and is a predicted model, not a curated record. The transcript has 2 exons. Lineage: Eukaryota; Viridiplantae; Streptophyta; Magnoliopsida; Dioscoreales; Dioscoreaceae. The coding region runs from base 91 to 1488 and encodes 465 amino acids. Gene Ontology annotation, molecular function: UDP-glycosyltransferase activity.
ACUACAAUAAUAUUUUUGUAAAACCCAAAACUUUUUUCCUUUCACCAUUAGGUUUCUCUUUUCUUCUACUCUCAAGUUGUCACACCCACCAUGGAUUCCGGCGAACCACUGCACGUCCUCUUCUUCCCCUUCUUAGCACGCAGCCACAUGAUCCCAAUGCUUGAAACUGCCCGUCUCUUCUCCGACAACGGCAUCAAGACCUCCAUCGUCACCACCCCGGCCAACGCCGACCUCAUCAAACCUCUACUUCACCACCAUCCCUCCAUCUCCCUCCAUCUCAUCCCCUUCCCUUCCACCACCUUCAACCUCCCUUCCGGCUGCGAAAACCUCACCGUCCUCCCUCUCCACCUCGCCAACAACUUCUUCUCCGCCGUCUUCUCCCUCCGUGACCCUCUCUCCCACCUUCUCUCCUCUCUCCACCCAGACGCCAUCAUCUCCGACGCUCUCUACACUUGGACAACUGAACUCGCCGGCGAGUUUCACAUCCCUCGGGUUAUUUUCCAGGUCACCGGUCUUUUCCCUCUCUCCGCCGCCAAUGAUCUCGACCUCCACCGCCCGUACAACUCCAUCUCCAACGACUCUGAGCUUUUCUCGAUCCCCGGCUUUCCCCACACCGUCCACUUGACCCGUUCUCAACUCCCGGAAGUCUUCAGCUUCCCUCCCAUGCUCGGCUGGCUCCGAGAAGCCGAGCUUUCCAGCCAUGCAGUCAUCGUCAACUCUUUCUCCGCUCUUGAGCCUGACUACGCCGUUCACUACUCCAACGUCGCUCCACGUGAAGUCUUCCUCCUUGGCCCCGUCGCCAUCGCCGGCCAGCCGGAGAAGAAGGAGAAGAAAGCAGAGCCAUGCUUGGAAUGGUUAGACGAGAAGGAUGAUGGUUCAGUGGUGUACGUUGGAUUCGGGACGUUGAGCCGGUUCACGGCGGAGCAGAUAAAGGAACUUGCUUUCGGGUUGGAGAACUCCGGCGAAGGGUUUGUUUGGGCGGUCGGGUCCGGCGAGGUGGUGGAAUGGAUUCCGGAGGGGUUUGAGAAGAGAGUUCAGGGACGAGGAUUGGUGCUGAAAGGGUGGGUACCGCAAACGGAGAUCUUGAAUCACCGUGCUAUCGGUGGGUUUGUUUGUCACUGUGGAUGGAACUCGGUCAUGGAGGCGGUGGUCGCCGGCGUGCCGGUGAUCACUUGGCCGUUGCAUUCUGAGCAGUUUGUGAUUGAGAAGUGGAUUUGUGAAGUGGUGAAGAUGGGGAUUCCGGCGUGGGAAGGGUUUAAGAGUGUGAAGGAUGAGGAGAAGGUGGUGUUUCCGGCGACGGCGGUGGCGGCGGCGGUCAAGAAGUUGAUGGGUUCCGGCGAGGAGGUGGUGGAGAUAAGGAAGAGGGUGGCGGAGCUUGCGAAGCUUGCAAGCAUUGCAGUGGCAGAGGGGGGCACGUCGAAGGAGGAUCUCAGCCGUUUGAUUGAUGGGCUUGUUGCAUGGCGUGAUAACCGCCGUCCGAUCAAAUAGAGAUGUUUAUUUGUGUUAGGGACGUUGGCCACUUGGCCUCCUAUUUAUCGAAUUAAAUAAAAUCCAUUGAGGAUUAUUUCUUUUAUGGUAA